This is a messenger RNA of Peniophora sp. CBMAI 1063, 1656 nucleotides long. The record is from the annotation of a GenBank genome assembly. NCBI's taxonomy places the organism in Eukaryota, Fungi, Basidiomycota, Agaricomycetes, Russulales, Peniophoraceae.
AUGUUUCUCGAAAUCGACACUUCCCUCUUCAGCUCGCCCGAGUUCAUCGCCAUCCUCGGCGCGGCCGGCGCCCUUGCAUUCAUCGCCCGCUCGACGCUUUCUUGGUACAACAACCCGAGUCGACUUCUACCUGGCCCAAAGAACCAGUCCUGGCUUUAUGGCUCCAUGCGCAGUAUGCCCGACGCCGCGGCCGUGCAUCUGCAGAUGGAAUGGCUCCGAGAGUACGGUUCCACGUUCAGGUUCUUUGGCCUUCUCAGUCAACCGAUGAUCUUGACAACGGACGUCACGGCACUCAGGCAUAUUCUUAACAACGUCCAUUUGUACCAGAAGUCGCCGUAUGUUCGGCGUCAGCUGGGCGAGAUCUUGGGCAACGGACUUCUCGCUGUUGAGGGUGAGGCCCAUAAACGUCAACGCCGUGUCGUGAAUCCCGCCUUCGGCCCCCUUCAGAUCAAGCGCUUCGCGACCCUCUUCAUAGAGAAGUCCAAUGAGAUGGUAUCGAUGUGGUCUGACCUCUGCUCCAACACCUCCCGCAAAGACGGCUUUGUGCGUCUCGACGCCUUUGCGUGGCUCAAUAAGGUCACUCUCGAUAUCAUGGGCAUCGCCGGCUUCGGAUACGCGAUCGACUCGAUGCAUGCGCCAGACAAUCAUCCGAACGAGCUGAACGAGGCGGUGCGCGUUAUUGCGAGCGCUGAGCUUGAUGCUGCGACUAUCAUACAGCUUACUAUCCCUGCGCUGGGCUCGCUGCCUACUACACGCGUCCGCGCCACGCGCAAUGCGAAUGCCACGAUUCGCGAGAUCGGCAUGAAGCUCGUUCAGGAGAAGAAAACUGCCGUUCUCGCGGCGGCAGGCGGCGACGAAGCGCACGGCCUCGAGAAGAAGCACUUCGCGGGAAACGAUCUCCUGUCGCUGCUUAUACGCGCGAAUAUGUCAAGUGAUGUGCCGCAGCAUGCGAGGUUGACGGAUGAAGACAUUCUCGCGCAGGUCCCCACCGUGCUCGUUGCCGGACAUGAGACCACGAGCACGUCUGUGGCGUGGACCCUCUUAGCUCUGGCCACCAACCAACGUGUCCAGAACAAACUCCGCGACGAGAUCUUCACGCACGACACCUCCACCCCAUCAGAAUCUGAGCUCAAUAGUCUCACCUACCUCGAAUGGGUCGUUCGUGAAGCCAUGCGCAUUCACGCGCCUAUCUUCUCGUCUGAGAGGGUUGCGAUGCAAGACGAUGUUGUGCCGCUCAGGGAGCCGUACGUUGAUAGAAGCGGUGCGGUGAGGCACGAGAUCCACGUGCGCAAAGGCGAUAUCUUCUCCAUCCCGGUGAACAUCUUGAACCGCUCUCCUGAGGUAUGGGGCGAGGACGCGCACGAGUUUCGGCCUGAAAGGUGGGAGCAUAUCCCCGACGCCGUCAAGGACAUCCCCGGUGUCUGGAGCAACAUGCUCACAUUCAUGGCCGGCCCGCACUCAUGCCCUGGAUUCCGCUUCAACAUCGUCGAGAUGAAGGCGCUUCUCUUCGCGAUCAUACGCGCAUUCGAGGUCGAGAUGGCCCUCCCAGCGGCGGACAUUGUGCCGAAGACGAUGAUUGUUACACGUCCUGCGCUCAUGAGCAACCCCGAGGCUGGGCCACAACUGCCUCUGCUCAUCCGCCCUGUUCGUGUCUAG